Messenger RNA from Rhopalosiphum padi (bird cherry-oat aphid), 1140 nucleotides. RefSeq lists its product as uncharacterized. Gene Ontology annotation, molecular function: protein dimerization activity. Lineage: Eukaryota; Metazoa; Arthropoda; Insecta; Hemiptera; Aphididae. The coding region runs from base 1 to 1140 and encodes 379 amino acids. The transcript is spliced from 2 exons. The record is from RefSeq and is a predicted model, not a curated record.
AUGCUAAUAAUAAUAGUGUUUCAUGAUAAGUUAUUUGUGCUUACUGCCUCAAUUAUUAUAAUUUAUAAAGAUAAUAAUGAUAAUACUCGACCGAACACGCGGAAUGAUACUCGAUGGGCAGCUAGACACGAAGCUUGUUCAAGUCUUUCUCAAAACUGGACAGAACUUCUUAAAGCAUUGAACAGUUUUGUUGAAAAUCCAAUAGAAAAUUCUAAGACAAAAUGUGAAUCAACUGGGUUAAUAAAAAAAAUGAAUAGAUUGGAAAUGUGUAUUCUUGUGUCAUUUUGGAAUGAUAUUUUAAAGAGGUUUAAUAGUACAAGCAAGAAAUUACAGACUAUUGAAAUUGAUCUGACAAUUGUUAUAAACCUAUACACAUCUUUAAUUAAUUAUGUAACAGAUUUAAGAAAUACUUUUUCACACUAUGAAAAACUAGCUAUGGAAAAAUCUGAAAUUGAAGAGUAUAAAGUUGUCAGGAAGAAGAAAAGAAAAAUUCCAUACGAUGAAUCAUGUCAAGGCGACACAUCAUUUGAAGCUAGAGAAUCAUUUAAAAUAAACACAUAUUUUGUCAUAAUAGAUUCAUUACUUUCAGAGUUAAGGAAGCGUAAAAGCUGUUAUGAUGAUAUUAAUACUAUGUUCGGAUUUUUUUCAAACAUGAUUGAUUUACCAGUAAUUGAAGUGAGAAAGAAAGCUACCAAAUUACAGAGUCAGUAUCCUGAAGAUCUCGAUGGAUCAUUUAUAAAUGAAUGUAUUCAUUUUCAUGGAUACUUAAAAAGUUUACCAGGAAUUGUAUCACCAAAAUCUUUUUUAGAGUUGUGCAAAAUCAUCGAAGAUCACAAUAUAGCAGAUGUCUACCCAUAUGUAGAUAUUGCGUUACGUAUGUAUUUAUGCUGUCCGGUUUCUAAUACUUCAGCUGAACGGUCAUUUAGUGUUCUGAAAAGAGUGAAAUCAUACUUGAGAUCUUCAAUGAAUGACAACCGUUUAAACAAUUUGAGGCCUCGAGGACGCCCCAGACAAAGAUGGGUGGAUAGAGUAAAGGAAGACUUAAAACUCCUGAACGUAAGAAACGCAGAAGAAAGUGCAAAUGAUAGAGAAGAAUGGAAACAAUAUGUUGUUGCGGCGAUGGGCCUUAAGGGCCUGUAA